Molecule: messenger RNA, 171 nt
Organism: Schizophyllum commune H4-8
Lineage: Eukaryota; Fungi; Basidiomycota; Agaricomycetes; Agaricales; Schizophyllaceae
Exons: 2
Coding region: 1-171 (56 amino acids)
Source: RefSeq, a predicted model, not a curated record
AUGGCGCGGUACGGCACGCGCCGGCAGCUUCCGUCCCCGAUGGCGGAUCGCCUCACGAUCGGCACGCCUUAUCCUGCCUUAUCAUUCGCUGAGAUGGGCCGUGUUUCGCCAGCACAUUUAUUCCAGGCCGCCGAGAGCAGGCGGCCCUUCUUUCAAUUCGAUGUGAUGUAG